AUGGAGCGGUUGCUAGAGCAGUUGGAGCGCUUCGCCGAGGUGCUGGCCGCGUCCCGCACGCGCCACGCGGGCAGUUGGGGGCGCGUGUCCGUGCGCCGCUCCCUGCGCUGGGCCCGUUACCUGCGUCACGUGCACGGGCGCUUCCGCCGCCGCGGCCCAGUGCGGGGUGCGCUGGAGGAGGGGCUGCGUCGGCUGCGGCUGCGGCCUCGGGCCGAGGCCCACGCGGGGCCCUGCUUGGCGUCGGGGCCGGGGCCGCUGCGGAGCUUCGAGGGCUUGGGGCGCGGGGACGAGCUGCUGGCGCUGGGGCUGCUGGAGAACGCGGCCGUGCGAGGCCCCGCGCUGCACGAGCUGCUCCGGCACCUGCGGCCCGAGCGCGGGGAGCCCGAGGAGGACGAGGAGGACGAGGAGGACGAGGCUGGGCUGCGAGAUCGUCUGGCCGAGCUGGCCCGCCGCAAGGCCGCCUCCCAGCUGCUCCUGCAGCUGCUCGGCCCCGACCCCGCCCAGGCCGAGCCCGUGCUUCGGAGAACCGAGGCCGAGCUACUGCUGCAGCGGCUCCGCGAAGAGGCUGAGGGCGAGGCCGAGCCCGGGGCCGAAGCCCUGCUCCUGGACCUCCUGUGGGUGCAGCUGCCCCGGCCCCGCUGGCUGGACGUGGUUACUGAGGCGCUGCUGCUGCAGCCCACGCCCCGGCCCGACGGGGAUGAAGACGAAGAGGAUCCGGGGAACCAGACGGACCUCGGGCCGAGUGCCGCCGAGGCCCUGCUGACCUGGAUCCUGGCGCGGCCGGCCGCGCUGGCCACCCUCUGCCGCCUGCUGCCCGCCCCCGUCCUCUCCUCCCUGGCCGCCCGCUACCCGGCGCUGGCCGAAGCCUUCCUGGACCUGCUUGCACAGUGGGGCGGCCAUCUACAAUUCGACCUCGUGCAGGGCACCUGGGUCGGGACCGGACCCGAGAGGCUGUCCUGGGAGCGCCUCCGCGACUGCUUUCAGUGUUUCUGCCAGAGCCCGACCUCCCUGAGAAGCCAGACUCUGAGAGUCCUGAACAGCUACAGGGCCUUGGACGGGAGCUUCGGCGCCCCGGGGCUCAGCGUGUGGACAGACCUGCUGCGGGACCUCGGAGAGUACGAGCCCACGGGAGAGGCCGAGGAUGCUGAGACCGGGGCAGAGAUGCCCGCGAUUCUGGACUUGGGGUGCAGGCCCUAGCCUGUGAGCUCCCAUAGGGAGAAAAGUGCCCCAGAUCUGCCUCAAGAGUGGCCUUUGGCCUUUCAACACAGUUUACAGGAACUAACGUUAACUGGACAUUCAUCCUGAACAUACCCAUCCUACAUGUACACAAAGUGCAAAAAGUUAUCCCCAAUACUCCAAAAAGAACCCAAACCCUAGUUUUUCCCUCAUUCUCUACCAGCGCUUUAAAUUAGGAAUGCCUUUGACUGAUGCUAUAUAAUCUUUGUCAAAAAAUGGUCUAUUUGACUUUAAA
Molecule: messenger RNA, 1471 nt
Organism: Vombatus ursinus (common wombat)
Lineage: Eukaryota; Metazoa; Chordata; Mammalia; Diprotodontia; Vombatidae
Gene: FANCF
Product: FA complementation group F
Exons: 1
Coding region: 1-1197 (398 amino acids)
Biological process (GO): interstrand cross-link repair
Cellular component (GO): Fanconi anaemia nuclear complex
Source: RefSeq, a predicted model, not a curated record